Messenger RNA from Thermothielavioides terrestris NRRL 8126, 1314 nucleotides. RefSeq lists its product as uncharacterized. The transcript has a single exon. The record is from RefSeq and is a predicted model, not a curated record. Lineage: Eukaryota; Fungi; Ascomycota; Sordariomycetes; Sordariales; Chaetomiaceae. The coding region runs from base 96 to 1244 and encodes 382 amino acids.
UUUCAUCGCGGCUGCUGUACGUAAGGAGAUGUAUGCUCUCAGGGUAGUAGUGCCUUCCUAUACAUAAGCCCUCAUCUGCCCGCCCCGUGGUCCCGAUGAGGACCGUUUCCCGAGUCAUCAUCUGCAUCUCCGUCAUCGUGGGACUCUGCUCCGUCCUGGCUGUCUUCUUCCGACCCGACAUCGCCGGGUGGACAGGCUUGAAUAGCACGAUCAUCCUCUCGCAACUCUUCAACAGCAACAUUUCGCUUGCAACCACAGCCACUUCUACUACUCCCACCACUACUAUCACCAAUAGCAACCCUCCCACCACCGCCAACAUGACCACCCCCGCCCUCCUCCCCCGCCUCAUCCGCCAGACCUUCCUAGCAAUCGAGCAGUCCGAGGGCGCCGGCGCGCGCGUGCGCCGCUCCAUCGGCACCCCGCGCCUGCGCCACCUCUCACCCUUCCUCAUGCUCGACCACUUCGCCGUCUCGCCCGGCGCCGGCUUCCCCGACCACCCCCACCGCGGCCAGGAGACCAUCACCUACCUGCUGCGCGGCGGCAUGGAGCACGAGGACUUCGCGGGCAACCGCGGCCGCCUCGGCCCCGGCGACCUGCAGUUCAUGACCGCCGGCCGCGGCAUCGUGCACGCCGAGAUGCCCGCGCUGGACACCGAGGGCGGGGUCAAUGUCGGGUUGCAGCUGUGGGUGGACCUGCCGAAGCGGCUGAAGGCGUGCGAGCCGCGGUACCGGGAUCUGAAGGCUGCCGAGGUGCCCGUGGCGGAGGUCGACGGGGGGAAGGUGCGCGUCAAGGUGAUCAGCGGGCAGAGCCACGGGGUGGACUCGGUCAAGGACCUGGCGUACACGCCCGUGUGGCUGCUGGACGUCGAGAUCCGGCCCGGCGGCCGGAUCGUGCAGCCGCUGCCCGAGGGCUGGAACGCGUUCGCGUACACGCUCGAGGGCGACGUGCUGUUUGGGCCGGAGGAGGGCAAUGGUCAGCGGGCGGUCGGGGAGUUCCAUAACGUCGUGUUCGAGCCCGAGGGCCAGGCCGUGUACGCCGCCGUGGACGAGGGCGCCCCGAAGAGCGCCCGGUUCGUCCUCGUCGCCGGCUUGCCGCUCGACCAGAAGAUCGUCCAGUACGGCCCCUUCGUGCUGACCAGCCAGGAGGAGGUGUACCAGGCGUUUAUGGACUACCAGACCCACUCGAACGGGUUUGAGCGCGCCAACGGGUGGCAGAGCGAGAUUGGGAAGGCCAUGGUGCAUUAGGCGGUCUGGGAGGAGGAAAAUUGGGUGAUACUUGUUGAGUUUAUCGUUGUGUUGGCGAUGGGAAAGUGGU